Messenger RNA from Diaporthe citri, 2211 nucleotides. RefSeq lists its product as uncharacterized. Gene Ontology annotation, cellular component: membrane; intracellular membrane-bounded organelle. The record is from RefSeq and is a predicted model, not a curated record. The transcript is spliced from 6 exons. Gene Ontology annotation, molecular function: ATP hydrolysis activity; ABC-type transporter activity; ATP binding. Bases 1 to 2211 code for a protein of 736 amino acids. Gene Ontology annotation, biological process: lipid transport; transmembrane transport. Lineage: Eukaryota; Fungi; Ascomycota; Sordariomycetes; Diaporthales; Diaporthaceae.
AUGGUCAAAGCGGAGAAAAGCAGUAAGAUAGAUCCUAGGAAGCGCUUCACCAUCCUCAAGCACUUCUGGUGGCCGUGCUUCUACGCCGUCGUCAUCGUCUUCGCCGUCACGCCCCAGCUGCAGGGGAUGCUCAUGGACUACAACCAGCCUUCAUGCCAGCUCGUGAAGACGCCCAUGGGCGCGGCCGAGACCCCUGUCCUGACCUGGGACGAGUCCUGUGUGACGUCUGGUUGCGACCGGCUCACCCUGGGUCCGUCUUCUGCUAACUCGUCCCUAUUCGACCUCAUCAGGGCGAAGAAGGAGGCUUUUACCUCUAUUGGCGCCGAUGCAGCGACUGCGUUCGCCGCUGUCCAAGAUGAUCGCUCAGCAUUUGUCGAUUAUGAUAAGAACAACGCUGACGAAAAUCUGGGCGGGUUGUUUCUCCCUUCGGACGACUCGCUCCCUUUGAUCGGAUACCGCCAGCGUGUCGGCAGCAGUACAGCCAGCGUCCUAGCCAACCUUUGGAGCCAGAUGAUCAGCGGAGUCGACAUCAUCAUGUCCCGGGGGACAUUCGGAUCGACAGCUCGUCCGGGAGGAAGCUCUAUCGGCAUGAUAUACGUCAUGUUCUUUGCCUUUGUACAAGCCAUAUACCCCGCGGUAUUUUCUCUUUACCCAGCCAUGGAGAGAUCACGCAAGGUGCGCGCUCUCGAGUAUGCCAACGGUGUCACCCGAGGGCCGAUCUGGGUCGCCUACGGCAUGUUUGAAUUCAUGUGGGUAUUGUUGAUAUCCGCAGGUGUGACGUUGCUGCUCUCGACACGGAACUUGAACGGGUCCCCGGGGGUCAUGUUCUGCGUGUUGGCCCUGUACGGCUUGACAGGCGUGUUCACAGGAUACAUCAUUUCUCAUUUUACCCGCGGGCCCUUGAAAACCUUCAUCACGACUUUUGCCCUGAGUAUUGUGUUCUACGCUGUGUCAUUUCUUGCACUUGUGGUUGGUGCCCAGAAAGCAGACGCGGCGCAGCAUGAUGCGACUAGCAUGGGCCUCGCAUUCGGUCUCAACUUGAUCUUUCCGAUAGGCAAUGUUUUGAGAGCCAUGUUCAUCGGGCUGAACAUUUUGCAAUUCGCAUGCUCCGGAGACGAGAUCUCAUCAACAGGCUCGAUAUAUGGCCUUGGGGGUCCUCUGCUGUACCUCAUCCUUCAAUCGACCGCUCUGCUGCUGAUACUCAUCAACCUGGAGAACAACAGUCUUGCCUUUUUCUGGCGGCAAAAACGACCGGGCCGAGUUGUAGUGGCACCAACAGGUUACGUCCCCAGUCCUGAGGUUCAGCAAGAGCAGAUGAGAGUCAAGGGGUCUCACGAUGACCUUUUGCAGGUACUGCAUGUGAGCAAAUCCUUUGGCGCCCUCAACGCCGUUGAUGAUGUGUGCUUUGGCUUGCCAAGAAAUGAUAUCCUGCCUUUACUUGGGCCGAACGGGGCGGGCAAGUCGACCUUGGUCGGCAUGCUUCACUCACAGCUUGUCCCUGACGGCGGCAGCAUCAUCCUCUGCGGGGAUGGCGCGAGGAGCCCUUCGGCGCAGAGAAACCUCGGAGUUUGCCCCCAGCACGACGCUAUGGAUCUCAUGACGACCGAGGAGCAUCUACCUUUUUACGCCCGUGUCAAGGGGGUCCGCGAUCCCAAGAGAAAUGCCAAGUGCAUCAUGGUUAAGCUGGGCCUGUCCCCUCAUGAGAACACAAUGGCCGCAAAGCUGUCAGGUGGGAACAAGCGGAAGCUCAGUCUCGCCAUUGCGCUGAUGGGCAUGCCUUCUGUCCUCAUCCUUGACGAGCCAACUACGGCAAUGGAUGCCCUGGCUAAGCGGGCGUUCUGGGGCAUUGUGCGGAGUGUGGCCCGGGACCGGUCCAUCCUCUUGACGCAUGGAGGAAGCAGAUGCACUCGCGACUCGAACGGCUAUCAUGAAGAGACGCUUCUUGGCGAUCGGGACAACGGAAAGUACAGCGACUUGUUCCACAUUAACUUAUUGCUUACCAGCGCGCCCGGCUCGACGCAGCAGGAGACACAACAAGGACAGGGGCUUGGCAUUGCAUACUCCACUGUCACAAACUCGACGCUGGAGAACGUGUUUGCCAGCGUCAUCGAAGAGUCAAUAGCAUACGAUGAAGAUCAAGCAGCGGGCCUGCAUGGUGAUGAUAUUCCUUUGAAGCCACUUCCGUCCGCCGCUGCCCGGCCAGACGAGUGA